Molecule: messenger RNA, 1428 nt
Organism: Triplophysa rosa
Lineage: Eukaryota; Metazoa; Chordata; Actinopteri; Cypriniformes; Nemacheilidae
Gene: slc7a6
Product: solute carrier family 7 member 6
Exons: 10
Coding region: 1-1428 (475 amino acids)
Biological process (GO): amino acid transmembrane transport
Cellular component (GO): membrane
Molecular function (GO): L-amino acid transmembrane transporter activity
Source: RefSeq, a predicted model, not a curated record
AUGGAAAACAACCCCGAAUCCAAAACACUGAACGGCCAGCCCGAGGGUCCUGAAGCCCCCUCACAGCCCAAAGAGAGCAUGCAGCUCAAAAAAGAAAUCUCGCUGCUGAAUGGUGUCAGCCUUAUCGUGGGCAACAUGAUUGGACUGUCCCUAGUCAUCUGGGCCAUCGGGGGCAUUUUCUCAGUGGUGGGGGCUCUCUGUUAUGCUGAGCUGGGCACAACCAUCACCAAAUCAGGUGCCAGCUAUGCUUAUAUCCUAGAGUCGUUCGGAGGCUUCAUAGCUUUCAUACGGCUUUGGACAUCGCUGCUUAUUAUCGAACCGACGAGUCAGGCUGUCAUCGCCAUCACUUUUGCAAACUACUUGGUUCAGCCGCUUUUCCCCACGUGCGAGCCCCCAUAUUCUGCCUCUCGCCUCAUCGCUGCUGCUUGUAUAUGCCUUCUGACCUUUAUUAAUUCCGCUUAUGUCAAGUGGGGUACCAGAGUGCAGGAUGUGUUCACUUAUGCCAAAGUGCUGGCCCUCAUCGUCAUUAUCAUCACCGGGAUAGUGAAACUGUGCCAAGGUUACACCAUGAACUUUGAGGAUUCUUUCCAAGGCUCGUCUAAAGACCCAGGAGCGAUUGCUUUGGCACUGUAUUCUGCACUUUUCUCAUAUUCAGGCUGGGACACUCUUAACUUUGUCACAGAAGAGAUUAAGGACCCCGAAAGGAACCUUCCUCUCUCCAUUGCAAUCUCCAUGCCGAUUGUUACCAUCAUCUACAUCCUGACAAACGUCGCCUACUAUGCAGUGCUUGAUAUAAGUGCCAUCCUUGCCAGCGAUGCUGUCGCUGUGACGUUUGCAGACCACACCCUGGGAGUGAUGAGCUGGACCAUCCCCAUUGCGGUUGCUUUGUCCUGCUAUGGAGGUCUAAACGCUUCCAUCAUUGCUGCAUCCAGGUUAUUCUUUGUGGGAGCUCGAGAAGGUCAUCUCCCUGAUGCGUUGUCUAUGAUUCACAUGGAGAGAUUCACACCAGUUCCUGCUCUGCUAUUUAAUUGUGCCAUGGCUCUAAUCUACCUUUCUGUGGAGGAUGUUUUCCAGCUGAUAAACUAUUACAGCUUCAGUUACUGGUUUUUUGUUGGGUUAUCCAUUGCCGGUCAGAUCUACCUUCGCUGGAAGGAGCCGGACAGACACAGACCACUGAAGUUGAGUCUGCUGUAUCCCAUCAUCUUCUGCAUGUGCGUUGUGUUUCUGGUGGCUGUUCCUCUUUAUUCCGACACAGUAAACUCACUUAUUGGAAUUGCCAUCGCUCUCUCAGGAGUGCCUGUUUACUUCCUGGGUAUCUAUCUUCCAGAAUCCAAGCGCCCACCCAUCAUCACUAAACUACUGCGUGCCAUUACUCGUUUCACCCAGUUCACCUGCUUUUGUGUGCUCACUGAAAUGGACAUGGAGUGA